UUUAACUCGGAGGAGAAAAGUGUGCUCUGUUUGCUCUGCCUCCGGUCCUUCUGCUUGUCUGUGUGUGUGUCUAAAAGGGCAAUAAUGUAUGGAGUGACUGACCUGCCUGGAACCAUAAUGAGAGGAACUUAGUAAACAUUAGUUUUGAUUUUAGAUUAAAAUGGGGUGCACUUAUGUAGCGCUGGUUCUUAAAAAGUAAAAAAGCUCAACAGCAUCUCAUAAGUUAAUUGGAAUAAUCCUGGUGGGCCUUACAGAAUUAAGACACAACGUUUCUUAGACAUUAAAGGAAAAAUCAGUGACUCUAUGACAGAAAUAUAAAGACUUCAUACAGCUGGACUACAUACAGAACCGACAUUUAAAAAGUGUCCUAGCUGAAGUCUUCCGCUCAAACAAUGUGGCCUCUGAGAUAUGCCUGUAGGCUGCUGAAGCCCAUAUGCAUACUGUGUUGUUUACUAUUGAUGCUCUCCCUGCUGACUGACCAUAAAAUAAGAUGGGAUCCUACCUACAUUCUCCGGUACAGCUGGUUGGAUUAUGAUGAUGCUGAUGCUGGCCCAGAGAAAGUGUGCAACUGUUCAGCAAUCCUGCAGGGAGAUGGAGAGGCAGUGGACCAAGCCAAACUACUGGCCAUCACUAAAGACUUCCGAAAGAGGGUUCAGAUUCCUGAUGAGUAUUAUAUCAGUGCAACCAAAGACUGCUGGGAAUUCAAAUCAAGCAAGAAAUACUUAACAUUCCCGUUAAGCAAGGAAGAAGAGGACUUCCCACUGGCUUACUCCAUUGUUGUGCAUCAUAAGGUGCAGAACUUUGAGCGACUGCUGCGAGCCAUCUAUGCACCUCAAAAUCUCUACUGUGUCCACGUGGACAAUAAAUCAGAGCCCUCAGUCCUCUCUGCCAUCAGUGCCAUCAGUUCCUGUUUCCCAAAUGUCUUCAUGGUGAGCGAGGCUGUGACAGUGGUCUAUGCUGGCUGGUCACGAGUCCAGGCUGAUCUCAACUGUAUGGCUGAUCUUUAUAAUGCUGACACAAAAUGGAAAUACUUCAUCAACCUUUGUGGCCAGGAUUUUCCUCUGAAAACCAACUUGGAGAUUGUAAGGGCGCUGCGUUCACUGAAAGGCGGUAACAGCUUAGAGUCAGAAAAACUGCCUGAAGAAAAGAGAUGGAGGGUGGAAAAGUCUCACCAGGUAGUUGAUGGGCAUAUCCAGGCGAUAGGAAAGAAAAAGGAGCCACCUCCCUUCAACCUGCCAAUUUUGUCAGGAAAUGCCUACAUCGUGGUUAACCGAGGCUACAUCCGCAGCUUGCUGGAGGACGAAAAAAUAAAGGCACUGAUUGAGUGGGCCAAAGACACCUACAGUCCUGAUGAGGUUAUCUGGGCAACCAUUCAGCGAGUCCCUGGUGUUCCUGGAUCAACGUGGCCAAACUCCAAAUACGACAUGACAGACAUCAAUGCGAUUGCACGGUUGGUGAAAUGGGAGUGGCAUGAGGGGUCACUGGGUUCAAUGGCGGCGGUCUAUCCAAAAUGUCAUGGCAACCAUGUCAGGGCAAUAUGCGUGUAUGGUGCUGGAGAUCUGCAGUGGUUACUAGCGCAGCAUCACCUUUUUGCUAAUAAGUUUGAUGUAGACAUGGAUCCCUUUGCUAUCUACUGCUUGGAGAGGUAUUUGAGAAAGAAGGCACUACUCGCUGGAAACCAAGGAUGAUUUAAAAAAAAAAAAAUGAGUCCCACGGUUCAGUCGCCAGAAUAAAAUAUUGGCAUUAUAAAUUUCUGCAAACCACAGAUACAUUGAAUCACGAUGUGUCUGAACUGCUGCACCUGUUCUCAUUCCCUGCUCAUCACAUAGUGAAGCUUUGUCAGGAUCAAUGAGACGCAGUUUUAAUCACGCUAUUAAUCCUAACAAACUCUACAGUACUUACGAUUAGUCAGCAGGACUACUUGGUUAGGUUUAGGAAAAGAUCAUGGUUUCGGUUAAAAUAAAUACGCUUAUUAUGUAACUUAAGUUUUACCUUUACAUUCAAACGGGACUCAAAGGUGAUAUGAACCCUGCUCUCAGUGAAAGACAUACAAUUAGCUAAAUAAAAAUCAGUUAAAUUUGUGCACUAUUUUAUUUUUUGCUGGUCAUCUAUCAGAAUAUCUGCUAGGUCCAUCAGUUCAAGACAAAAGAGUUAUUUGGGCAUUUCAAGUAAAAACUUCCUCUUAACAGAUAAUAGUUAGGGUUUUUAUGUGAAUAUGUACUAAAUACAGACAAAAGCAACAGGAAAAAACCCUCUACACAGUAUGCCACCUGAUAGAGCUGGUGCAGGUGCGCAAAGAACAGAGAAAGUGUGUAGUGUUUAAACGUAUUGCUGCACUUUAAGCAGUUGAUACUGUGUUUUUAUAUUUGAUUGUAUUCACCAUGACAUUACAUGGUAUCAAAAAAGAUUAAUUAAUUCACUGUUCAAUGUUAUUUAAAAAAAAACAGGUCAGUUCAAGUGGGAUACUUUUGGUUAUUAUGCACUGAGCAAUGUGUUUAUUGUGAUGUAUGAUAGUUUUUGAAAAGGCUGUUGUGGCUGACACAUCUUUAAUGAAGUAAAAUAUUUGACAUAUUUUGCAACAAAUGAAUACCUUGUUAGCAACAAGCAAAUGUAUACAAAUAUAAGAAAAAGCAAAUAAAAGUAUUUACGAUUCAACCUG
This is a messenger RNA of Centropristis striata (black sea bass), 2659 nucleotides long. Its product is annotated as beta-1,3-galactosyl-O-glycosyl-glycoprotein beta-1,6-N-acetylglucosaminyltransferase-like. Gene Ontology annotation, cellular component: membrane. Gene Ontology annotation, molecular function: beta-1,3-galactosyl-O-glycosyl-glycoprotein beta-1,6-N-acetylglucosaminyltransferase activity. The coding region runs from base 393 to 1688 and encodes 431 amino acids. Lineage: Eukaryota; Metazoa; Chordata; Actinopteri; Perciformes; Serranidae. The record is from RefSeq and is a predicted model, not a curated record. The transcript is spliced from 5 exons.